This is a messenger RNA of Drosophila innubila, 360 nucleotides long. Its product is annotated as calpain small subunit 1-like. The transcript has a single exon. The record is from RefSeq and is a predicted model, not a curated record. The coding region runs from base 24 to 200 and encodes 58 amino acids. Lineage: Eukaryota; Metazoa; Arthropoda; Insecta; Diptera; Drosophilidae.
GAGAAUCACUGCACGCUGCGGCAAUGUUGGGCGGCGGCAGCGUUGCAGGCGGUGGCGGUGGUGGAGCUGGAGGAGGCGGCACAGCAACAAUAACAGCAACACCAUUUGCCAGCAUAUCAGGACAGGCGAGCGGAUCGACAGCACCACCGCCCACAGCUGGCACCAGCAAGCGUAAAAAAGCCACCAAGCAAAAGCGUUGAGAAAACGCCAAAAGCUCAGAUAACUCCAACAAAGCCAACGCCGACGCCGACGCCAACAUCAACGCCAACGUCAACGUCAACGCCGCCAUUCAAUUUCGCUUCAACUCAAAGCACUGGAAGCGCAAGUUGAAACAGUUUCACUUGUUAUUGUCCAAACCAA